Molecule: messenger RNA, 861 nt
Organism: Desarmillaria tabescens
Lineage: Eukaryota; Fungi; Basidiomycota; Agaricomycetes; Agaricales; Physalacriaceae
Exons: 1
Coding region: 1-861 (286 amino acids)
Source: RefSeq, a predicted model, not a curated record
AUGCAGACCAGCAAGGUCCAACUAGUCGAGGAAUCCGUACAAACGGCUGCCCGCCGACUAGCUGAGGUGCAGGCAAAAGUCGAUGAGCUGCGUUUUUCUCUGGAAGCCGAGGAGCUGCGUACUUCUUGGGGCGAUCAUGCCAGACUGGUCGAGGAGCUGGCCAAUCUCAUGUGUACCUUUGAUGACAUAGUGGCCUCUCGGAUCCAAUCGCGCUUGGUUGAUGACCACAGAAUACAGGACAUGAAGGAACGUGCACAGACGGAAAUGACGCAUGCGAGCGCGGGCUGUCAGAGUGUUUCCGACCAACUUUCACGUCAACGAGAGCAACGGCAGCAGGCCAUCGCGGACGGUGUCACCCGCCAGAUUCAAGAGGAUAGUGGUGCGAGGGUAACCGAGAUUCUCAAUCAACUUACGCCACUUCGUAAUCACGUGAAGGAAUUGCGCGAAGGACUAGAUACUUCCAUCGAGGACGAAGUCCAUGAAUGCUUUCAACGGGAAUGGUUAGCCCGGCAACGCAAAUGCGCAAGUUCACUCAACACUAUGCGGGCCUCGCUUGAAGAAAAAUUCGCACAAUUCACUGAUCAAUGUCAUCAAGACGAAGUGGCGAUGGAAGGCGACCUCACGCGUGCGCUCUCCGAAGCAACAACCUCAGAGAAAGGAUACGCUGUAGUCCUCAAAAUUAGUCGGGAUUUGAUUCAGGACAGAAAGAAAAGUGCUGCUCAGGAGAAAGCUGCACAUGCAGCCAGUUUAAGACAGAGGAUCGCAAGUUAUCGAGAAAGGCACGGCCAAUUCGAAAGUAGCAACGAGGGGACUUCUGGAAGCGUUCGGGAUCACGUAGCGUGGCUCUUUGUCAGUGUAUAG